AUGAAUAUUUCUCAACCAAGACUCGGACCACCGUUUUGCAAUGUUUCCCCGAGGGAGGAAAAAAAAACAGAGGACGAAAUCAAUAAUCCAACGACAAACCAGGGCAAUUUAAGUCCUGAUUUACAAUUGUCGUAUCAACCAGAAUUUCCCAAAACUAGUGGCAUUUUGCACUUAGAAAAAUAUAUUCUUACCGAACUACGGGAACAAGAAGGGCGGAAUGUUUACAAAGCACGCAAUAUACAUACAAAUGAGGAUUCAAUUUGUAAAGUUUUUCCUGCUGACCGAUAUCGUGAGGUGAUCUGUACUUAUUGGCAGGUAGACUCUCAUCCGAAUAUUUCGAGGGUUGAAGAAGUAAUUAUUAAAUCACAACAAGUUUACCUAUUCUUCAAGUGUAACUAUGGAGAUUUGCAUUCCUAUGUGCGUCAGAAAAAAAGGUUGAAAGAAGCUGAAGCUUGCCACUUAUUCAAACAGGUUGUGGAAGCAGUGUCCCAUUGCCAUUGCAAUGGUGUCGUUCUGCGUGAUCUCAAACUCAGGAAGUUUGUCUUUAUCGAUCCAGAAAAAACUCAUCUGCAGUUGGAAGGAUUAGAGGAUGCUUGUUUAUUGGAAGAUGAAUCCAAUGAUAAACUCACUGAUAAACAUGGUUGUCCUGCUUACGUGAGCCCAGAGAUUCUGACCACUGUCAUUGAAAGCUAUUCAGGCAAAGCUGCUGAUGUCUGGAGUCUUGGUGUCAUGCUGUAUACAAUGAUAAUUGGCCGUUACCCCUUUCAUGACACAGAGCCCAGUGCUUUGUUUGGAAAAAUACGCCGUGGCCAGUACUCCUUGCCAGACAUUUUAUCUUCAGGUGCCAAAUGUCUUAUACGUAACAUGUUACGGCGUGAUCCUGCACACAGGCUCAGUGCCGAAGACUGUCUUUUGCAUCCUUGGUUAACUGGUCAUUGGCCAGAUGUGAUGUUUACUCCAGCUUGUGUUGAUCGAAGGCAAACAACAGACCAGACCGUCCCAGAUAUAAAAUUAACAGAGUGCCCCCUCCAAAUUCAUGAACUGGCAGAUUUUGUUAAUAUGGGUUUUACCCUCCUUUCUCUGCUUAUCUGUCUGUUUUCUGGGAAACCAUGUGCCAUCUUAUUUUGCACCUCUCUCUCUCUCUCUCUCUCUCUCUCUCUCUCUCUCUCUCUCUAUCUCUAUCUCUAUCUCUAA
Molecule: messenger RNA, 1194 nt
Organism: Acanthosepion pharaonis
Lineage: Eukaryota; Metazoa; Mollusca; Cephalopoda; Sepiida; Sepiidae
Source: the annotation of a GenBank genome assembly